CCAGUUCGGCGAACUGAAUCUUGUUUUCAUGUUAAGUUCAAAUUUAAUGUAUUAUAAAAGUACAGAGUACCCUUUGUAUUGUAUUUAUUAAUGGUGUUAUGAAAUAAAUAGUAAAUGUGCAAACUUUUCUCGAUUGUUCGAUGUUUUACCAUUAUUAAUAAAAUCACUUCAAACAACCUUUACCGCUCCAUUCAUUCGUUUAGAACAAUGGAAAGAACAGAAACACUUUCAGGAAGGCUUUCACCAUUAGUUCGGCCAACGCAUUAUAAUCUAUUUUUACGUCCAGACCUCAAUUCAGGCCUCUUUCAGGGAACAGUCAAAAUAGAUAUUACAACAAAGGAAGAAAAGAAUUAUAUAAAUCUUCACACAAAGUUUUUAAACAUAACUUCUGUAAAAGUUUUAAAAAAUAAUGUAGACAUACCAGUUUCAAAAUAUAUCGAAAUCAAGCAAGCAGAACAGCUUUCAAUAAACUUUGAUAAAACUCUUGAAACAGGAAUAUAUAACAUUGAAAUUGACUUUAAUGGGGACUUAACUCAUAGUUUUGUGGGAUUUUAUCUAUCUAAAUUAAAAGAUAAUAGAACUAUGGUUGCAAGUAAAUUUGAGCCCACUUAUGCUCGACAAGCAUUUCCAUGUUUUGAUGAACCAGAUUUCAAAGCUACAUAUGACAUAUCUUUAGUAAAACCAUUGUCAUAUGUGGCUCUAUCCAAUAUGAAUGCGAUAUCCAGCAAAGUUGAAGAUGAUAGACAAUUUGAAAUUGUUACUUUCGCAACGAGUGUACCAAUGUCUACUUACCUAGCUUGUUUUGUUAUUUGUGACUUUGAUUUUAAACAAAAUGAGAUAAACUCUAAUGGGAUUGGGAAGAACUUUAUACUGAGGUCAUUUUCACAAAAGCAUCAAAUGCAUAAAAUUGAUUUUGCACAGGACAUUGGAAAGAGAGCUACAGAAUUUUACAUAAAGUAUUAUGAAGUGCCUUUCCCUCUGCCCAAGUUAGACAUGAUUGCCAUCCCUGAUUAUGUCUCUGGGGCAACUGAACAUUGGGGUCUUAUAACAUAUAGAGAAACAUCUUUUCUGGUUGAUGAGACCACAGCCUCUUCAAGAAAUAAGAUCAAUGUUGCCAACACUGUAGCACAUGAGCUGGCUCAUAUGUGGUUCGGUAAUUUAGUUACAAUGAAAUGGUGGGAUGACUUAUGGCUUAAUGAAGGAUUUGCAUCAUACAUGCAAGUUAAAGCACUGAAUGCCAUAGAACCUUCCUGGACAAUGAUGGAUCAGUUUUUAAUAAAGACAAUGCACUCUGUAUUGGUGACUGAUGCAAAACUUUCUAGUCAUUCAAUAGUUCAGUCAGUGGCGACCCCUGAUGAAAUCACUGCAAUUUUUGAUUCAAUCUCUUAUAAUAAGGGUGCAUCAGUUUUACGUAUGUUGGAGGGAUUUAUAGGUGAGGAAAAUUUCCGUCUAGGAGUAUCGGACUAUUUAAAGAAAUACAAAUAUAGCAAUACCAUCACAAAAGAUUUGCUGGCUUCCUUGGAACCCUACUUCAAAAAGGAAUAUCCGAACCUCAGUAUCUUCUACAUAAUGGACACUUGGACCAGACAGAUGGGUUAUCCGCUGCUUACAUUGUCCAAAGGCGACCAACCCAACCAAUAUGUAGUCACACAAAAACGAUUCCUCUUAGAUCCAGAAGUCACAUCUACAAACGACACGGAUUAUAAAUAUCGUUGGUUUGUACCGAUAACUUAUACAAGUAGUAAUGGUACCAACAGAAACAUUAUAUGGUUUCCAGAUACAGCAGAAAAUGUGGUUGUGACUGUUGGAGAAGCUGAAAGUUGGAUUAAAAUAAAUAACAAACAAAUAGGCUAUUAUAGAGUGAAUUAUCCGUUAGAGAUGUGGCAAAAACUUAUUGAGCAACUUAAAGCGAAGUCAGAACAGCUCACAAUAUCGGAUAGGUCACAUCUGUUAGACGACGCGUUCGCGUUGGCCGAGGCUCGCGUUAUCCCUUAUGACGUGGCCCUUUCUCUCAGUUCGUAUUUACGCGUAGAAGAGGACUACGUGCCGUGGGAGACCGCCGCCAGAAUAUUCCUGUCACUCUCCGACAAACUGACUAAUUCGCUCUCCGAUAACUUAAAUAUUUAUGUACAACAACUUGUAAAGCCUUUGUACGAAAAACAAAUUUGGCAGAAAACCAAUCUCGGUGUUAUCGAAGGUCUAUUACGAACAAGGAUUUUAUCGUUGGCGACACGUUGCCAGCUACCUGAUGCGCAGGCUAAAGUCAGAACUAUGUUCCUUAAUUGGCUUAAUAGCCAUGGCACUGAAAACGUACUGACCAUCGAGACGGAUCUGCGAGACUUUGUAUAUUACUACGGUAUGCAAUCUGCCACACAGCAAGAGUGGGAAAAGCUAUGGAACAUAUAUCUGGAAGAGGAAGAUGCCCAAGAACAAACGAAACUGCGGCAUGCGCUCGCUGCUCCAAGAGACACCACCAUACUACGGAAAUACUUAACACUGGCGUGGGAUGAGAAGAACAUUCGAAGCCAGGACUAUUUGACCGUGGUGGGGUAUAUAAGCGGGAAUCCGUCUGGAACGGCGUUAGUAUGGGACGACGUCAGAACCCGUUGGACGGAACUGGUCGGCCGGUUCUCCCUCAACAGCAGAUACCUUGGAAACUUGAUACCCACCGUCACGUCAUCGUUCAACACUCAACUCAAAUUAAAGGAGAUGGAAGUUUUCUUCGAUCAAUACCCCGAAGCGGGCGCAGGUGCGGCUUCGAGGCGUCGCGCUUUGGAAACCGUCAAAAACAACAUUAAAUGGACAGACCAUAAUCAAGCGUCUGUCUUGGACUUCUUGAAGAACCACCAGCAGAUCUAGUUCGAUGAAAUUAUGCACUAUUUUUACAAAUAAUCGCGAAGGUGUAUCGUGGGGAGGACUCUGCACUUCACUAUUUAUGUUGGUGCUUUUGUUCCUGUUUUCACUCGGUUAUUCGUAUUUGCUAUUUGUUAACUUGACAACAGUCUGCCCUUAUAAUACUUUUUAAGAAAUGAGAAGGAGAGACUUAUGUCAUGUUUACAAAUAACAAACACGAAUAGCCAAGUGAAGAGCCGGCAUUGAAAACGAAGGGCAUUGCAGAUCUAGAGGCAAGAGGUCCUCUGUCAAAGUGCUUAUUUACUUUUUCUUUAAAUCACGAAGGAUACAUACACCUUUAAACUCGCUCAAUUAUUUGGCGCUUAAAAUUCUAUUUAUAAGACCUCAUGCUAUAGUAGCGCCAGCUACCAAUUAUUAGGAUACAUUUUAUUAAAAACCCAUAUUGGCAAUUAAUCAAUGAGGGUUUUCUGGAAUGACAAGUGCCAGAUGGCAGCACCGACCCGAAAGGUCUAGUCAUCCGACAAACCUCGGCAUAAUGUAUCGAUCAAUUUAAAUGCUCGUUCGAUUAAUUCGCGUCUUAAACUUCACACAAAACCUCAUGUCACAGUGGCACCAACGGGUGACGUACAUUUUCCUGAACACCCUCAUUACAUCGGUAUUCAUAAUAAUAUGAAACCAGCACCGUACAGGUAGAUAUAUACUUAAAAGUUAGCUAUAUUUUUUUGUACAAUAUUUAAAAUUUGGUG
This is a messenger RNA of Chilo suppressalis (striped riceborer), 3599 nucleotides long. The record is from the annotation of a GenBank genome assembly. NCBI's taxonomy places the organism in Eukaryota, Metazoa, Arthropoda, Insecta, Lepidoptera, Crambidae.